GGGUUUUAUCUGUUUCGUUUUUUGGAUUUCUCAACUGAAUCGUGCAUUCUUCUCUCUCCUCCGUGUGCGUGUUCCUUCUCUUUUGUUGACAUGGAUUGAUUAAUAAACAAGCUUUUACUUCUCUCUCUAAACCAACACACACCUUCUCUCUUAGGGUUUCGCAGAGAGCUUCCUAGUUGCCAGGAACAGGAUAAACAAUCCCAGGGUUUUUUCUUUGAACUCCUAGAAGGAAGCCGCUGUGUUCGUGCUGAUCGUGCAAGUUUUGAUUCCUCACGGCUACUUCAGGGCACGGUGAAUUGGCUUUCGAUUGCAGUUUUUUGAGCUGAUCAUGUGGUUUGAUGCAAUCUUGGAAUGAAAGGUUGUUUCGUUGUUAAAAGUUGUUGAGAGAGUGAGCAUUCAAGAUUCUACGUUGGCAAAUGUAGUGUGGUGGAUUAUGAAUGAUUGCUGCCAUGGACUUGAAUGCCUCACCAUUACCUGAAGAAGAUGAAGAUACUUUUGAAAGUCACAUUGAACAUUAUGCACCAGAAGAACGCAUAGAGAGUGGAGCUGAUAUAGCACGGCGGGAGCGCGAAGAAAGACGUAAGCGAUUGAAACGCGACCGCCCAGAUGACAGACCAAUGCAUGUAUCUCAACCCCCUGCAUAUGAUUCGUAUCAAACGAAAAACCCCAAAGUUUAUGACAAGUCUAGGCUCCCCUCUGGUUGGUUGGAUUGUCCUGCAUCUGGUCAAGAAAUAUUCUGCAUGAUACCUUCUAAGGUGCCACUGGGUGAAUCUUAUAAUGACUCUGUUCCUCCUGGUAAAAGAUACUCAUUUAAACAAGUGAUUCAUCAACAAAGAGUUUUGGGAAGAAAACUUGGUUUGGUGAUUGAUUUGACGAAUACGUCUCGCUAUUAUCUAACAUCAGAUUUGAAGAAAGAGGGUAUUAAGCAUGUUAAGAUUGCGUGCAAGGGUCGGGAUUCAGUACCGGACAACUUAUCUGUAAAUCAGUUUGUAUAUGAGGUUAUACAAUUCCUCUCUCGUCAAAAGCAGUCCAAGAAGUUUAUUCUUGUCCAUUGUACACAUGGGCACAAUCGCACAGGGUAUAUGAUUAUCCACUACCUAAUGCGCUCGUUAUCAAUUUCAGUCACUCAGGCAAUAAAAAUGUUUGCUGACGUACGCCCUCCAGGAAUCUACAAACCCGACUAUAUUGAUGCCUUAUACUCAUUCUACCAUGAACGAAAGCCUGAAAUGGUUGUCUGCCCCCCAACUCCUGAAUGGAAGAGAUCUUCUGAAUUUGAUCUUAAUGGUGAAGCAGUUGCAGACGAUGAUGAUGAUGAUGGAGGUCCUGCUGCCCCUUUGAAUGAGAGUCAGGAUACAAAUGGAGUGAUGACAAAUGAUGAUAUCUUGGGUGAUGAGAUACCUUGGGACCAGCAAGAGUCAAUGCGGCAGUUCUGCUAUCAAACUCUUAAGCUGGUUGUUGGGGGAAGAGGAAACUCACAAUUCCCAGGGUCGCACCCAGUUUCUCUUAACAGGGACAACUUACAGCUGUUGAGGCAACGCUAUUAUUAUGCUACAUGGAAGGCUGAUGGAACACGAUAUAUGAUGUUAAUAACUAUGGAUGGAUGUUACUUGGUUGAUAGAAAUUUUAAUUUUAGAAGGGUUCAAAUGAGGUUUCCCUGUAAACACACAAAUGAGGGUUUAGCUGAGAAGACCCACCACUACACAUUACUGGAUGGUGAGAUGAUAAUUGAUACUGUGCCUGAUCCACAGAGGCAGGAGAGAAGAUACCUCAUUUAUGAUAUGAUGGCAAUCAACCAUGUUCCUAUCAUAGAGCGGCCUUUUUAUGAACGGUGGAAGAUGCUUGAGAAAGAAGUCAUUGAACCUCGGAAUCAUGAGCGCCACAAUAUUUACCAAAGUAGGAAUCCCUACUAUAGAUAUGACUUAGAACCAUUCAGGGUGAGGAGGAAGGAUUUUUGGUUGCUCUCCACAGUAACCAAACUUCUGAAGGAAUUUAUUCCAAGGCUUUCACAUGAUGCAGAUGGUCUUAUCUUUCAGGGUUGGGAUGAUCCAUAUGUUCCCCGUACACAUGAAGGACUUCUAAAGUGGAAAUAUCCUGAAAUGAACUCGGUUGAUUUUCUAUUUGAGGUAGGCGAUGAUGAUCGGCAACAUCUUUUUCUAUAUGAACGCGGAAAGAAGAAACAAAUGGAAGGAAAUAAAGUUGCAUUUAAAGAUGGUUCAGACCCCUCUUCUUAUUCCGGAAAAAUAAUUGAGUGUUCUUGGUCUUCUGAAGCAAAUGAAUGGGUCUGUAUGCGCAUCAGGACCGACAAAUCAACUCCGAAUGAUUUCAAUACCUACAAGAAGGUUAUGCGAAGCAUAAGGGAUAAUAUCACGCAGGACAUCUUGUUGACUGAGAUCUAUGAGAUCAUUCGUCUGCCUAUGUAUGCUGAUAGGAUAAGGAAUGAUAGCAAAGCAGCCCAGCAGCAUGCAAAUGCAGCACGACGGAGGUGACAGCGGGGCUGAGCAACACCGGCAGUUUCUUGUAAGGUUUGCUGAUAAUAGGCGAGCGUAGUAGUACUAAAGGCUGCCCUCAGACACCUUGUUGGCAAGUCGUUCAGAGUUGUAAUUACUUGAGUUCGGCAUAAUUUGGGCAUAUCAGCUGAUGAUGAAUCACAGAGAUUGUGUAACUAGCUAAAGCGUAGCUAUAAUUUGUACUGAGUGCUGUGCUGGUGAGUUGUAUGAUCCAGUUUGGCACACCAGAUAACCCCCCGGUAUUAUUGUCAAAUUUAUUUGGUUCUGAUAGUCGUAGUCAGAUGAAGAGAAGUAGGGUUAGUGUCAGCCAUGUAUAUUCAGAUGAUAUUAUUAAGUUGUUUAAAAAGGUAGGCAUUUUUUACAAUCCAAGUUUUGCCUUUCCCCUUUAAUGUGAAUAUAACUUCGGGACC
Messenger RNA from Prunus mume (Japanese apricot), 2917 nucleotides. RefSeq names its product mRNA capping enzyme family protein. Gene Ontology annotation, molecular function: DNA ligase (ATP) activity; mRNA 5'-triphosphate monophosphatase activity; mRNA guanylyltransferase activity. The record is from RefSeq and is a predicted model, not a curated record. Lineage: Eukaryota; Viridiplantae; Streptophyta; Magnoliopsida; Rosales; Rosaceae. Gene Ontology annotation, biological process: DNA recombination; DNA repair; protein dephosphorylation.